AUCGAAGCGCUCCACAUGUUAGAACAGCUUUUAAUUGGCCGAGUGGUUAAUUGCAGUUUACGUUUCAUCGUGAAAAUUGUCAUUCUUAUUAGAAAAUGUAAAAUUGUGAUUAAUUUUUAAGUGAAACUGUGAUAUGUUGUAUUGAAAUCGUCGUUCUCCAAAGCAACUGUACUCGAAAGUUUAGUCAGAAUGAAUCUAAAAUCCGUACAGACGUUUCUACUAGUAAGCCUAAUAUCCACUGCCUUAGUGUCCGCGGGAAGGGACUUUUACAGAAUACUGAACGUAUCCAAAUCGGCCAGCCUGCACGAAAUAAAGAAAGCCUACCGAAAACUCGCCAAAGAGCUGCAUCCUGAUAAGAACCAGGACGAUCCCAAUGCGGCCCAGAAGUUCCAAGAUUUAGGCGCAGCCUACGAGGUCCUCUCCGACGAAGAGAAGCGGAAAAAGUACGACAGAUGCGGCGAAGAUUGCCUGCAGAAAGACGGCAUGAUGGACGGCAGCAUGGACCCUUUCGCCAGCUUCUUCGGAGACUUCGGCUUCCACUUCGGGGGCGGCGAACAGAAGCACGAAACCCCCCGAGGAGCCGACUUAGUCAUGGACGUUUUAGUAACACUCGAAGACCUGUAUACAGGUACAUUCAUCGAAAUCACGCGGAAUAAACCGAUCCUGAAACCCACAAGGGGCACCCGCAAAUGCAAUUGCAGGCAGGAGAUGAUAACGAAGAGUUUGGGGCCCGGUCGGUUCCAAAUGAUGCAACAGACGGUGUGCGACGAAUGCCCCAACGUGAAGCUAGUCAACGAAGAGAAACUGUUGGAGAUGGAGGUGGAGCAGGGGAUGGUCGAUGGGCAAGAGACCAAGUUCAUCGCCGAAGGGGAGCCCCAUUUGGACGGGGAGCCCGGGGAUCUUAUAUUGAAAAUCAAAACGCAACCGCACAAGAUUUUCGAGAGGAGAGGAGACGAUUUGUACACUAACAUUACUAUAAGUUUGCAGGAUGCUUUGACUGGUUUUACGAUGGAAAUUAAGCAUUUAGAUGGACAUAAAGUUAGUGUUGUAAGGGAUAAAAUUACUUGGCCUGGAGCGCGCAUUCGAAAGAAGGGUGAAGGUAUGCCCAAUUAUGAAAAUAACAACCUACAUGGCACUUUGUAUAUUACUUUUGAUGUUGAAUUCCCUAAACAAGAACUUACAGAAGAAGAUAAAGAAGCCCUGAGGAAAAUAUUAAAUCAAAAUUCGAUUAAUAAGAUUUAUAAUGGCCUCCGAGGAUACUAAGCACUUUCUGAUAGGAGUUAUUUUUGGAUUUAUUUAUUUUUUUUUCCUAUUUAUUGAAAGCGAAAGAAACUUAUUUGUAUAUAAAUGUAGAACAAAUUUACGUGUGAAUAUUCAUUUGU
Molecule: messenger RNA, 1382 nt
Organism: Phyllotreta striolata
Lineage: Eukaryota; Metazoa; Arthropoda; Insecta; Coleoptera; Chrysomelidae
Source: the annotation of a GenBank genome assembly